Messenger RNA from Ascochyta rabiei, 1065 nucleotides. RefSeq lists its product as uncharacterized. Lineage: Eukaryota; Fungi; Ascomycota; Dothideomycetes; Pleosporales; Didymellaceae. Bases 1 to 1065 code for a protein of 354 amino acids. The record is from RefSeq and is a predicted model, not a curated record. The transcript is spliced from 2 exons.
AUGCCGUCGAAAGUGUCCUGGCUCCCUCUGCUGGCGCUCUGUUCGCUCUGGACAGGGCUCGUCGGCGCUGUGAGCGGUCAAGAAGCGCUGCAGGCACUCCAGGAAGCACGAGGCUACCGGCUGGGGGAACUGAUUCCCGUGUCCUGUCUCAAUCGUACCAUCGAAACAGGCGAGCACAUCACCGACGCGUCCGGGCAACUCCAGUACAUACCGUUCCCGACCUGCAACGAGACGGGGCGGGCGCUGGAGCUCUUCUUCGGGGUGGAGCGGGAGAUGAACUGCACGAUUGACUUUGUCACGGACGAGCUCUUCCACCUGCUCGAGUUCUACAUCCACAACGACGCGCCGCUCAGCUGCCGCAUCCCGUCGAAGCCGCUCCCGCCCAGCGUGCUCGAGCAGCACUACCGAGUCAGCGAGUCAGCGACGCAAGAGGGCGCGCUCGGUACGCAGAGCACGCUGUACAGCCCGCUCACCAUGGCGCUCGCGGGGACGCUGCAGCUCAGCCACCUGCACGUCGGCAACCACCUGAACCUGCUGCUGCACGCGGGCGACGCCAGGGGCAGCGGCAGCGGCAGGGGCAGCGGCAGGGGCAGCGACAGGGACAGCGCGGGCACCAUCGACGCCGCGACCGCGUACAGCAUCGCCAGCCACGUCCGCAACGCCAAAAUCACUAUCGGUGACCCCUUGCCCCUGUCCUUUAGCGUUCGCUGGUACCCAGGCACUACCCUCCCCCACGGCUGGUCGGGCUACGGCGGGCACAUUUACCUGUCCACGCUGCUGUACUGCGUGCUGAGCGCGGGUGCGAGCGCGGCUGUGUGCGUGGCGUACUUUAGGGGCGUCGAGCUGCCGCGGCGACUGAGGCGGUAUGCGCGGGAUAAGAUGAAUGGAGGCGGGAGAUUUGGUAUGGGUGGAGGAAGUGGAGGAAGUGGAGGUGGAGGUGGAGGAGGAGGUGGAGGGAGUGGGUAUGGCUUGCCGAUGCCGAACGGGGGGUUGAAUCGGAAUGGAAGUGGGUAUGGACUGGGGGGGUAUGGGUACGGGGGGAGUGGGCUGGGAAAGAAGGAUUAG